Molecule: messenger RNA, 749 nt
Organism: Phymastichus coffea
Lineage: Eukaryota; Metazoa; Arthropoda; Insecta; Hymenoptera; Eulophidae
Product: glycine-rich protein-like
Exons: 3
Coding region: 86-472 (128 amino acids)
Source: RefSeq, a predicted model, not a curated record
UCCGCAUCAGUUUGAUCGCGACUAUUCGCUGCUUACAGCUGACAAUCUCACUCGUCUCUCCGACUCUCCCCUUUCGAGCAUCAACAUGAAGACUAUCAUCUUAAUUGCCAUGAUCGCCGCGGUGGCUUACGCCGAGGAGACUGCUCCAGCUGAGGUAAAGAAGCAAGAGAAGAGAGGACUCCUGGGUCUCGGAUACGGCGGUUAUUACGGUGGACUCGCAGGACAUGGAUACGCUGGAAUUGGAGGCUACGGAGCUGCCCCUCUCUACAACCAUGGCAUCGCGCCAGCAGCCUACUCGCACGCUCUGCCCGCAAUUUCCUACAGCCACGGAUACACUGCCCCCGCCGUAUACAACCCUUACCGCGUAGGAUAUGGUUACAACCAUGGCUUGGCCGGCUACCAUGGAUACAACGGCCUUGGUCUUGGUCUCGGACACGGCUACAACUAUCUCAAUGGUGGCCACUACUGGUGAACUGCGGCUCCAGCGGAUCCAGAUACCUCGUCUUCUCUUUCCAAUUUUCCUUCUCUCUUUUUUACUUUUUCAUCUUGUCUUCUUUUUUUUCUUCCAAAUUCCCAACGAGUGCGUGGCACUGAUAAGCCAAUAACCUUUCGAUCGAAUAUUAUUCUCUUUGGAUGUACGAAUCAGUUCCUUUUUCUACUUUUCAAAUAUUUUUCUCUCAGCUGUUGAUCUUUGCGAAAUUUUUAUACAUGCUUUCAGAAUUGUAUUUUUUCUAAAUAAAGAAUUAUUC